CUUGAAGACUAGUAAUGGCCAAAAAGCAGGUUAAACCCAAAAAGAAAGGCCCAGACCAAGUAUCAGACAACCCACCACUCGUCAACCUUUCUCAGGAAGAGCAAUGGCGGAUUAUAAACGAGUCUGGUGUUCUUCACCAAAUCAAAGCGGAAGACACAAAGGAGCAAAGGUCCGGUUCCAAACAAGAAGAGGAGCCCACAGUGUUGGUAGCUUUGCUCCUUACUAUACCUCUCACGGUGCUACACGGUACGCUUGAGUACGUUGUCCACCUCCAAUACGACUUUCUUCAAGAGUUUACGUGGUCCCGCAUCCUCAGUCGCCAGGUACCACUGGCGCCAGUGCUGGCACUGUUUAUAUACAUUACGACGAGAUAUAAAGAAUCGCGAGCGGCACAGGCAGUGUUUAUGCUGGGGAGUCUGGCGAGUGGGUGCGCUUUGAUACAUCUCUCACAGGACGAUCAAACAUUUGGGGCCAUGUUGAAGACGCCUGGAUUAGCGAUUUUGUGGAUAUACUUUGUGAUUCAGGCCAAACUGAGCUAUGCAUCGAUUAGUUUGCUUGGAUGUCUCUUGUACUAUAACAGACAUUGGCUGCAACUUAAUGGCGCAAUAAAGAAACUCGAACUGUGAAGGGGCGGGUGAGAGGAGAUUUCAACCUGCAGUUCCAAGGAUCAUCUGCAUAACAUCCACGUUCCUAAAGCA
Spizellomyces punctatus DAOM BR117 is the source of this 698-nucleotide messenger RNA. RefSeq lists its product as uncharacterized. The transcript has a single exon. NCBI's taxonomy places the organism in Eukaryota, Fungi, Chytridiomycota, Chytridiomycetes, Spizellomycetales, Spizellomycetaceae. The record is from RefSeq and is a predicted model, not a curated record. Bases 15 to 626 code for a protein of 203 amino acids.